Molecule: messenger RNA, 6968 nt
Organism: Bombyx mori (domestic silkworm)
Lineage: Eukaryota; Metazoa; Arthropoda; Insecta; Lepidoptera; Bombycidae
Product: phospholipase A1
Exons: 5
Coding region: 366-1466 (366 amino acids)
Biological process (GO): lipid catabolic process
Molecular function (GO): lipase activity
Source: RefSeq, a predicted model, not a curated record
GUUGUGUCCUUAAACUUGUAACACCGACCGGACGUGUCUGCGAAUGUGUGGCGCGGGUGCCAAACGCAUAUCGGCUGCGAAUAUAAAAAAAUCAUUUUUAGUGAAAAGAGCGAAUUCGUCGAUCCGAAAUAAAAAAAAAAUAACGGGUUGUAGGGAAAUUUAAAUGACCAUGUAGUUUUAUUUAAAAUCUAUAAAAAAAAAUUUAAUCAGAUUUUAAUUAGUAGAUUCGUAUAUCUUGUUUAUUUUUUUUAAAUAAAUAAAUUUUAAUUUUAUUAUCUGUGGUUUUAAAGUUUUACGUUUCAAGACAAUAUUUUGUGUUGCUGAAAUGAUUGUCUAGAGAGACUUGAGGUGGAUACGACGGGAAAAUGUCGAGGAUCACACCAACCCUGAUGACAGUGCUGGUGGUAGCUUCCAUCAACAUAGCGACGGGAAUUUCAUAUGUUCCUAAAGCAGAUAUAGGAUAUCCAGCUGGCUUGCUACCUGAAUGUCCAGGAGUUCAGAAGAACGCCACAAUCAGCGCUCGGAUGCUGCCGAACUUGAAAAUCACCCUGCACAAAAUCCUUCCAAACGGACUGAUCAGCAGACAGCUGGUGCCGAUCGGGACUGCACACAAGAUCGUGGCCAAAGAUAAAAGUUACGAUUUCAGAUCGAAGAAGACGAUGCUGUACGCCGUGGGCUUCCUGGACAGUUCCAUUUUCCCACAUUCGCAGGCUAUAGGCACCGCCUACGCGAAGCGUGGCUACAACGUCUUCAUAACGGAAACAGUACAUUUAUUGACAUACAUAUACCCGAAAUCAGUACGUAUUACCAAAGUGAUCGGAAUGAAGGUCGGCGAAUUCCUCGUUAAGCUAAUGGAACAAGGCUUAUCUCCCGACGAUUUGGAGUUAGUCGGGGCCAGUCUUGGGGGUCAUCUGGUCGGAGCGGCCGCCAAAUAUAUAUACGAGAAGACUGGCUUCAAACCGUUUCGCGUCACCGGCCUGGACCCCGCCGGCCCGUGCUUUAGAUCGCUUCCAGAAGAAUUUAAACUGUCUCCAAAUGACGGUCAGCAUGUAGACGUCAUCCACACAAACAUAGACGGCUUUGGUAUCGCCGAGAGGCUUGGUCAUAUAGACGUCUACGUCAAUGGCGGCGAGUACCAGCCCGGCGACAUCCCCUACAUCCCUUGCCUUGUGGUUUGCAGUCACAUACGUUCGAUAUUAUAUUGGUGGCAAGCCUUAGAGCACCCGAAGAAGUUCAUAGGCGUGAAAUGCGCUAGCAUCCAGGAGGCUAGAUUGGCGAACUGCUUCAACAACACGGAUAUCGUUUACAUGGGCCUAGAAACUGAUUUUAGUAAGAGUGGAAUUUAUUAUCUGCCCACGCACAAUGAGUUUCCGUAUUACAGAGGCAAAGCUGGCUUAAAAGCCGAGAACGAAAUAUAUACGUCAAUUACUAAGCAGAUAAACGCGGUUGAUUUGUUUGAAGCCUAAGAAUGUUUGGUUUUUAAGGAAAAAAAUAUUAAUCGGAAAUUGAUAUAUCACACAUACGGUGCGAUAACGUCACUUAUUACUGGUGGUAGGACCUCUUGUGAGUCCGCACCGGUAGAUACCACCACCCUUUCUAUUUCUGCCUUGAAGCAGUAAUGCGUUUCGGUUUGAAGGGUAGGGCAGCCGUUGUAACUAUACUUGAGACCUUAGAACUUAUAUCUCAAGGUGGGUGGCGCAUUUACGUUGUAGAUGUCUAUGGGCUCCAGUAACCACUUAACACCAAGUGGGCUGUGAGCUCGUCCACCCAUCUAAGCAAUAAAAAAAAAAACAUAAAUUGCAUAAGCUACUUUAUAGCACCGAAUGUGAUGUGCGAUAUGAAACAGUUCUUUUUUUGAUUCGCCUGUUAUAUCGUCUUCAAAGCCGAUUGGUUUGAUAACGUCAGCUACCAGAGUCUGUAGAUACAGCGCGAAUCUCGUCGCUCGUAUGAGAUACGUGAUCUAAUAUAAGUUUCAAUUGAAUUUCUUUCCAUGUUAUUUGAGGCACGCGGCCUGGAACUAUCUUCUCAAAUUGUACAAUUGAAAAUGUUUAAAUUUUUUUUAUUGCCCUUGUAGCCAGACGAGCAUACGGCCCACCUGAUGGUGAGUGGUUACCGUCGCCCGUGGACUUCAGCCAGGGGCAGAGCCAAGCCGCUGCCUACCGCAAAAAUUGGUUUUAAUGUAUUAUGAAUAUUGGUGGCACUAUUUUGGAUAAGAUUCAUUAUCAAUAUUUGCUUGUGAUCGGGAUUAUAGGAAAAAAAGUCAAAUUUGUGUUUUUGUUUUAUUUUAUGAAAAGUUGGUUACGAUAUCUAUGCUCUGUUAAUAUAUCUAUGUAAAAAUUGCAGCAGCAUGUAUUUUUAUGAAACUUAAAAUAAAAAGCAGAAUUCCCUGGUCUGUUUUUCGUGCGAUCGUACGCGAUUUGCAAAUUAUUUUCUGUUAGUUUCGAAUUCGUUUUAACCCUGAUACUGGCCAUGUCCAUUGGCAGUGUCCGCUCACGGCCAGUGCACCGUGACCUGUGUUUAAUCAAUCAAGUUUUGACAUGAACAAUUUAGCUAAUUCAAUUCUUCCUCAAUUAUAAUAUCAAGCUUAAACUACUGUAGUAUUAUGCAAAAUAAUGGUAAUUAGUUUGAAUAUAUUAGACAAAAAAAUUUUUUUUUUCCGUUCCGCACAGCGUAUGCUUUUUUUAAUCCAAAACCUAUUUAGGAAAUGCUUUUUGUAUACAAAAUAUCUUCGUUAGAUUUAUAGUUUGUCCUCGAGUUAUUUUUAUUAUUAUUUUUUUAUUGCCCUUGUAGGCAGACGAGCAUACGGCCCACCUGAUGCUGAGUGGUUACCGUCGCCCAUGGACUUCAGAAAUGCCAGGGGCAGAGUCAAGCCGCUGCCUACCGCUUAAUACUCUCCACAAGCCUCGUUUGAAGAAGGACAUGUCAUAGCGCUCGGGAAACACCGUGGAGGGGAGCUCAUUCCAUAGUCGGAUGGUACGUGGAAAAAAUAUCUCUGGAAACGCCCGGUGGAUGACCGCAGUGGCUCCAGGUAGUACGGAUGAACUCUACUCCGGUGGCGGGCGGUGCGAUGGUAAAAACGAGAUGCCGGUAUCAUCUCGAACAAUUCCUCAGAGCACUCCCCAUGGAACAUGCGGUACAAAAUACAGAGGGAACCGAAGUCCCUCCGCAGACCCAGAGGUUCCAAACGAUCCGUGAGAAUGGAAGUUUAUUGCACCAGUUUUGUCUGUAAUUAUCUUGUUUUUAUUUUCGAUUAAUUACUGUAUUUUUUUAUUUGCAAAUACAUAAAUGGACUUCGGAGCCGACGUGUGUACAUUGUAAUUAAAGAGACCGUUGACUUAAUAAGACAUCUUCGGAAUUCGCUUUUUUUUAUCGCUGAGGUGGUUGGACCAGCUCACAGCCCAGUGGUUACUGGAGCCCAUAGACAUCUACAACGUAAAUGCGCCACCCACCUUGAGAUAUAACUUCUAAGGUCUCAAGUUACAACGGCUGUCCCACCCUUCGAACCGAAACGCAUUACUGCUUCACAGCAGAAAUAGGCAGGGUGGUGGUACCUACCCGCGCGGAUUCACAAGAGAUCCUACCACCAGUAAUUACGCAAAUUAUAAUUUUGCUAUUUAAGAAUCGAUUUUAUUCAAAGCUCCCGUCCGGUAUAUCGAUUUGAUGGGCAAUAAAAUCUAGCGUCGUCAAAAAGCGUGUUACGUCCUUCAAUAAAAUAAACUUUAUGUAGACUUUAUGUAGGAGGACUUAAAGCUUCAAAUGUUAUUCUCACGUUCCGUCUAGUGUCUUGCUUAGUAAAAUCUAUACUAAUAUUCUAAAGCUGAAGAGUUUGAAUGCGCUAAUUUCAGGAACUACUGGUCUGAUUUGAAAAAUUCUUUCAGUGUUAGAUAGCCCAUUUAUUGAGGAAGGCUAUAGGCUAUAUAACAUCACUUGGCACCUUAAAUAGCUCCUAAACAUUCUAUUAUUCAAAAAUCUUUUCAAUUCGUACGUAAAUGAAGUCGCGGGUAUAAUUUAGCGUUAUGCCCAAGUAACAACAGCGGUAGGCAGUGGUUUGGCUCUGCCCUUGGCAUUGCUGAAGUCCAUGGGCGACGGUAACCACUCAACAUCAGGUAGGCCGUAUGCUCGUCUGCCUACAAGGGCAAUAAAAAAAAAACUAUUCCACGCGGACGAAGUCGCGGGCAAAAGUUAUUUGAUAAAUAAUAUUCCUUUUUUUUUAUUGCUGGAAUCCUUAGGGGAUGUUCAGGACAUUCACAGACUCGUUUUUUUUUUACUAUAUGCUUAAAGCUCGUGAGAAUAAGUAUCAUUAUUACUCCCGUUUCUGCCGUUAAGUAGUCAUGUGUUCCAGUUGAUGUGUGGAGUAGCUUUACAGGAAAAAUCUGUCGCGGAUCAUUCUUAUAUCUUUAAAAGAGCAAUUCUUGUAUAUAAAUAUAUUUAAAUAAUCUCAAUCUCGGAAACGGCUCCAACGAUUUUCAUUUAGUAUACAGGGGAUUUCGGGGGCGAUAAAUCGAUCUAGCUACGAUUUAUUUUCAGAAAAUGUUGUUUUAUUCGUGUUUUCAAUUAUCAACUUUAUCGAUAAUUUUGAUUUUUACUUUAAAUAACCAGUUCAUAUUUUUCUUCUGUUCGUAUUAUUCUGUCGGUAAGAUAGAAAAAUAUUAUUCAUAUUUCAUCAUUUUAUCAAUAAGUAAUUCGUAUUGAAAUAUAAUUUCUAAAAAAACACAAUUUAUAAUAAAAAAAAACCGAACAAAAGCUCGGUCAUAUCUAGUUAAAUAUAAAUUAAUCAUAAGUAAUCAAAUGUAAUUAAGUUUUAGUUAUUUUUCUUAUUUUUGUUGGUCAAUCCACUGUCGAUUGCACUUAUAAUUGAGGUGACCUUUGUCAUGAACUUUUGUCAAUGUUUUGUAUUGAUGACCACUUUGUUGGUGCAACUUGGUGCAACUUAAUAAAUAAAUGCCUUUAUGCAAUGAUAUUUUAUAUGUAAAAAGAAGCAGAUAUGGACGUUUCGUCUUUAGUCGCGUCUAAACAAAUGCAAUAAUAAUAUAACAAGUGCAAUCGUUCCAAUUAUAGCUAUCUUUUUUACUCACGCGCUUAUCCCAUCUUUUGUACUUUUCAUUAAUGCUACUUGUCAACAUGUGUGUGUACUAUAUCGGUAGGUAUGUAGAUAUAUAUGACGCGAUCAGAUUUGAAGAGUCAGUUACUAUGAAGAUAACAUAUCUGUUGUAUAAAAAAUCAUUGCCUUUAUGUAAUUCAAUUGACAAUUAGAUCUCAUUUAUCUCAUGGUUUUAAGGCGAGUGACCGCAGUCGCGUUGUGAUAUUUACAGGGACGGUGGGGUCGUAAAUUAUUUCACGAUCCAUUGCCUAUUACUAAAACAGCAAGUAUUUUAUACUUAAAUAUUUUUUUUUUUAAGGGAUUUUAUGACCUGGUAACUGAGACCUUUAAGUCAUGUCUUAUUUUAAUGUAUAUUCAUAUUUUUAUGAAAAAUUAUAUUAUGGAGUGAAAUGAAAUGAAGAUGAUUAAUUUGAGACAUUAAUCAAAUGGGAUGAAAUUAAAUGAGAUGAUAUGAGAUGAAAUAUAAUCUCAGUAAAAUGGUGGUCAUUUACUAAGAUUUUUUCAGUGGACUUUUUGGAGGAUCCCGAGAAGUUACGUCCAGCGGCUUUGUUUCAUUUUCCCACAUUUGUGCACUUUCACAGAUAUUAAACAGUUAAUAAACCACAAUUAUUACACAUUUAAACCCGAAGAAACACUAAAUAGACAAAAUAAAACAAAUCACACAACUUCACUCCUCGCGUUCCCGCCAAAAAGUCUAUACUUAGCUUAUAAGUAGAUGUUGGUACAGAUAACUAUAUCACAACGUCCUGAACUUACACUAUGGUAACGUAUUUCAAACAUUCAAAUAAAGAAGACAAUUUGAGUUCCAUUGCGGCGUUUAUUGUUCAAAAUAAAUUUUCUGAUGAUUUGGAGCAAGAUUUAAUGUCAAGAAAAAUAUAUAUAUACAGUCGACGACUCUCGUUAAUUCCAACCUGCGAUAAUUAGAACCUCUCUAUAGCAAUAAUGCGUUUCGGUUCGAAGGGUGGGGUAGCCGUUGUAGCUAUACUGAGAUCUUGGAACUUAUAUCUCGAGGUGGGUGGCGCAUUUACGUUGUAGAUGUCUAUGGGCUCCAGUAACCACUUGACGCCAGGUGGGCUGUGGGCUCGUCCAUCCACCUAAGCAAUAAAAAAAUAAAAUAAAAAAAUUCAAAGUUAUCACGAGUUCCCUACAAAAUCUCUUUAUAUUUCGAACUAAAUCAAUACAUUUUUAUGCACUUGAUAAUUCGAACGAAAAAAUCAUUGCUAUAUAACAAAACGACGCGUUAAUUCGAACUCAUCGGCGUCCAACGCUCGACAAUUCAAAGAUACAGAGAGAAAGAGGUCGAAUGAUUGUAACGAAAGUGAUGAAAAAGCAUUUCAGGCACUUUUUCUCUUAAAAAAGUUAUUGAGCAGUCUGAGCAGCAGCAAUGUGUUUUGAAGCAAACCAGUCUAACAGAGUUCUUUCGAAACAUUAAUUAAUUUACAUUAUGAAUAGGUUUAUGUAUGUAUAUGAAUGUAGGUAUACGUAUGUAUGUAUACUCUAAACUUUUUUCAUUGUUACAGAAUAGCAGUUAAUAAAUAAUUAUUGAUCAAUAGUUAGUAAUUCGAAGUUUUAUUUAUUUUCUCUCAAAAAUUUCGAACCAUUUGAUAUUUCAAACAUUCGAUAAUUCGUAAUAUUUUAAGAGUCCCUCAAGUUUCGAAUUAACGAGAGUCGACUGUAUAUUGAAUUAUUGAAAUUAUUCUAAGCGCUAUUAUGUGAUUCAUUAUAUUUAUUUUAUUGACCUUUAUAUAAUCUUGCAAAUCAAUGAAGAACACGUUUUGUUAAUCUGAUGUUUUGUUUUGUGCUUUAUAAGUUGUGUUGCGGCAAUAAAUAUCUGUGAUUUAGUUUUUAAUAAAACAAAUCGGUUUUA